Molecule: messenger RNA, 3803 nt
Organism: Paraphaeosphaeria sporulosa
Lineage: Eukaryota; Fungi; Ascomycota; Dothideomycetes; Pleosporales; Didymosphaeriaceae
Product: Spc7-domain-containing protein
Exons: 4
Coding region: 18-3671 (1217 amino acids)
Biological process (GO): mitotic sister chromatid biorientation; protein localization to kinetochore; mitotic spindle assembly checkpoint signaling
Source: RefSeq, a predicted model, not a curated record
CCGCGCAACAGCACAGCAUGGCGACCCAGGACGCCAAAGAGAACAUUGCAGACGGGCUGGGUGCUGGUUUGUCUUUCCAAACGCCCUCGGCACCCUCGCCAAAGAAGUCGCGCAAGAGCAAGACGCGCAGCAAGAGCAUCGGGCCUAGUGGGCUCUCGACGCUCGAAGAGAAGCCCUCCGCGCUCAAGGAGAGCAAUGGGAACAGGCGCAAGUCUGCGUUCCCUGCCGUCAAAUCGAUCCUUGUAACCAACGAUAUCGACGAGAAAAAGCGCCGCGAGGCGCGUCGCAAAUCGCUGGCACGGCGACGCGUGUCUUUCAACCCGGAAGCGACACUGCACAGUUGGGAUAUAGUAGCCUAUGCGCACGACGAGACGUCUUCCACAGUAUCCGAUGCGACGCGACGAGCCUCUGCUGUGGCGAAGGAGCCUGCUCAGCCAUCUUCCGACGCCGAAGAGCCGCCCUCUACGCCACCAGAGCGCGUUGAGGAGCCUGAACCCGAAUCCGGAUCCUCCCCUGGCAAUCAGCGUGAUGCACACAGGAAGAAAAAUCGCCGCCGCAGCUCGGGCAUCCCGCCCCUGAACUUCAAUAACCCGGAUGAUAUCCUUUCCUCGAGUCCAUUGAUCGAGAAUACGUCUCCGGUGAAGGAUGCAUUUCAGGACCAAGGCGACGAUACGCAUGGAGAGAACGACUCGCAGAGCAGCGCGCGCCUAGAUGCUGCGCUUCGACAGGCUUCUGAGCUUGCAGGCACCCAAAGACUGAACUUGGACAGUGACGAAGACAUGUCUAUGGUCAUAGCAGAGGACGAUGUUACAGCGUCUUUCAAGCCGUGGGCCAAGAAGAACCAGCAGAUGGAUUUUGAGGACCAGGAAAAGGAGGAUCCGUUUUUCAAGUCAGAUGAGAGUGAAGACGAAGAUAUGAGCAUGGACAUAACACGCGCCGUGGGCAAGAUUGUUGCCCAACAAGAGACCGAAAGCCCCGGGUCAGAUGAUAUGAGCAUGGACCUGACAACAGCCAUCGGCAGCAUCAAGCAAGCUCCCGCUAAAGAGCUACCUAGCCGUAGGAAGAGCCUCAAGCGCCGCGUGUCGAUGCUUGAGCCCUCGCAGGGCAGCCCAGCAAAGCGUUCAUCAAGCCGCAGAACUAGUCUUCGCGCUCAAGCCGUUCCUGAGGAAAUCCCAGCGGAUGACCAGACCAUGGACUUCACCGUAGCUAUUGGAGCCAUCAAGAGCGAGCCUGUGCCGGAUACUCGACCGCCUUCCAAGAGGACUCGCGCAAGUGGGGACAGCUCAUUUGGGGACGAAACAAUGGAUUUCACUAUUGCCGUAGGCAGCAUCAAGGAUGUGAAAGUAACUCCUGAAGAAGGCGCUUCGAAACAGCCGGAGCCGGAAGAAGAAGAUGAAGACGACAUGGAUAUGUCGAUGGAAUUUACGACAGUAGUAGGCCCCGGCAUCAAACGCAUCGUUAAGGCUCCAGAACAGGUCGCGGGAGAGCCUGUGACCAGCCCAACUCCAAACAAGAGGAACGCUCUCACACCCCAAAAAUCACCUAAGAAGUCGCCAGGUCGGCUACUCUAUCCAGACCUAACCGCAGUCCUGUCAGCGACCCCACAGAAGGCACUGAAGAUACCGCCGUCCAAGUCGCCUCGUCAGCCUCGUCGUAGCCUCAAUUUUGCUACUCCUGAGACUAAGCCUGCAAAGCAGCGCAUCGAAGACUUUGAGGCUUCACCAUUUGUACACAGUACGCCGCAGAGUUCGUCAAAGCCCACAGAUAUUGUUUCUACACCUAAGUCACAACCGCGAAAUGCCCCGUUGAUCGUACCGGACGAUCCCAUUGAAGCGCCUAUACUCAAUCGACGACGCUCAUCUCUGUCAAACGUUCAGUUUAGUCCACUCGCCAAAGUAGCAGAAGAGCCAACGCUGCGGAGCGCCGCUAUACUUUCGAACAACAUCAAACUGCUCUCGACACCUAGAAAGCAAACACUUUCUUCUCCCGUCAAGCGAGGAAUGACCCCGAAAAAGUCGCAGACCCCACAGAAAGAGCCAACACCGAAACAGAAGACUCCGACUCCGAAGAAACGAACCCCAAGGAAGAGUAUGAGCCCCAAGAAGAAGGUAGCAUUCGGCGCCGAACCCGAGAUUGAAGACGACGUACCCGAGCAAAGUAUCGAUGAAGAGGUUGACGACGCCGAGCGGAUCUCAUUACAAGACUUCCUGGACCUGACUAGGAUUCGGUUCAUGGAGGUGAGCGCGACCAAGCGUCGACAUACUGCUGCACCUGCGUCGUUCCAUGACAAAGAAGUCGAGGAGCAGGAACAAUCUCUUGAUCAAUAUGUCGUCGCUGGUGCGUGUAUUGUCCCUGAGUAUGAGUGUUAUUCGCACGCCUGUCACGAAUUGAAGCAGUUCAUCUCAAGUGGCCGAGACUACGUUCGUACUCUGGAGGAGAAUGUGGAAGAAGAGAACCCUCUGCUCUUCUCUGAGUAUCUAACAGCCCCGCCAGAUCAACGUGCGAUCAUGGAUAAUCAAUUCAAGAAUCUGAAGACCAAUGCCCGCCUUGAAACUCGCGGAGAGUGGUACACAUGGAGGACCAAUCUGCUUCGAGAUCUGAAGUCAAUGCUUUUGCCUACCCUGGACGAAUUUAAGCUAGACGAGUCAGUCAUACGAAACCAAGAGCUGCUCCUAGAGAAGAUUUUACCUCCUCUACAGCAGACGCAGGAGCGAUUGUCGAAGGAGUGCGGACAAUUGCAGCAGCGACAUGAUGAGUUAAACAAUUGCAAUCGUGAAGAGCUUGAACAGGUACGCGAGCGACUUGUUGCAGUAGAUACCGAGUUAGAAGAGAAACGCCAGCUUGUCGCUCGAAUGCAGCAAGAACUCGAGGAGAAAGAAGCGCGUAUCGAGGCAGUAAAGGAGCGCAAAGUCGAAUACGUGGCGGAGAUCAAGGCGGCUGAGCGUGUACGAGAGGAGUGUCGCGGAUGGUCGACUACUGAAGUCAGCGAACUGCAUGCUAAGGUAUGUGCCCUCGAGCAGAAGCACGGAUGGAGCAUCACUUCGGCUUCAGGAAGCACGAUCACCAUGACCUACAAGAACGACCUCGAACUCUACUUUCAGCCUUCCGCUUUCGCGACUGGCGCCGAUACCCCCAAUGCUUCGAUCUCGCUCACUUAUGUCGGCAAUUCGGCCACUCCUCAUCCGCGACCAUUGACCACCAGCAAGCGGUUCUUCCUCCAGCUCAUCCGCGCCCAUCUGCAUUGCAUUCCGCAAUCACAGACCCGUGUGAAAGACCUUCUCGACGUUAUCAAAAAUGGAUGGGCGACCGCAUCAGCCGUAGCGGAGGGCGUGCGGUGGCUGGAACACAGCUAUAUCACCGACGAGACCAUCCUAUCGGACGAGCGCAUGGCCGUGUCUUCAAACAUGCUCCUUCCUACAUUGCAGACGAAGGUCAGAGUCACCUUCGAGAUCGGCGUCAGCCUCGGGCCUGAAGGCGCGGAGACAGAAGUCACCGCCAAGGCCGAACUGGUCUACGGUGAGAAGUUCAAGACAGAGAAGAUGGGUACGUUCUUGGAGCACCACUGCGGCUCCAAGGUCAAGGAGGAGAAGGAGAUGUCGAUCUGGGCGGAUGCUUGCCUGGAUUUGGUCGAAAGGCUUAGAGCCACAGGACGUAAGGGAGAGAGGGUUUAGGAUCCCCGUUCCGAGUUUGCGCCAUCGCUUUAAUGAGUUACGAUUAUGAAUGUUUGAUGAUCGGCGUUAUUGUUGUGAGGAUAAUUCAGGCGCUGAAUUACUUUUGGAUAUUAUAACCAUGAACAUUCCCCG